Messenger RNA from Salvia splendens (bonfire salvia), 989 nucleotides. Its product is annotated as protein ALP1-like. The transcript has 4 exons. The coding region runs from base 85 to 849 and encodes 254 amino acids. The record is from RefSeq and is a predicted model, not a curated record. Lineage: Eukaryota; Viridiplantae; Streptophyta; Magnoliopsida; Lamiales; Lamiaceae.
AAUCGUAUCACUAGAUUUGACUUUUUGCGAUCGGGCCAAACUAUUUCCUACUACGUAAACGAAGUUCUCAAGGCUAUCAUAAAGAUGCACACGUUAUUCAUUGUGAAUCCUGAGCCAGUUCGCGACGACUGUGUCGAUUGGAGAUGGAAACACUUCAAGGGAUGUCUUGGCGCUCUAGACGGUACUUUCAUUAGCGUUUUGGUUCCUUCUGCCCUCAAACCUCGAUUUAGGAACAGAAAGGGACAGAUAGCAACAAAUACAUUGGCAGCUUGUGAUCGGGAUAUGCGAUUUACAUACGUUCAACCGGGGUGGGAGGGAUCUGCCGGAGACGCUCGUGUUUUGAGGGAUGCGGUAAACCGACCUCAUGGUCUGAGAGUCCCAUUAGGGAAUUAUUACCUCUGUGACAAUGGUUAUGCAAAUAGCAAUGGAUUUUUGACACCUUACCGAGGCGUCAGAUAUCACCUUAAAGAAUGGGGCCCAAACGCUGAUAUGCCUCAGAACCCUGUUGAGCUGUACAAUAUGCGACAUACUAAAGCGCGCAAUAUUAUUGAACGAGCAUUCGCUGUGCUGAAGAUGCGAUGGGGCAUACUCCGAAGUCCAUCAUUCUACCCCAUCAAGGUGCAAAUUCGUAUAAUUAGUGCAUGUUUCUUGUUACACAACUAUGUCCGGGGCGAGAUGGCUGUUGAUCCAUUAGAAGCUCUUCUCGAGGAUUGGACCGAUGGACAUGGAGUUGAUGAAGACUCCAAUGAUGUUCCAUACGUUGAUUUCAUCGAAGCAACAAAUGAUUGGAACAACUUCCGAGAUCAAUUAGCAACCACAUUGUGGAAUCAGCAUAUUAGCGGUGGCUGAUGAUUUUAACUCAUGUGGAUUAAAGUUGCACAUGAGAUGCUUACUAGGGUUAGACGAGGAUAAUAUUGGAAAUAAGAAAAAUAUAUGAGGAUAUUUCUGGUAUUUCAAGCUAUUCUUAAGUGCUUAAAAUCCAAACCAAA